CAAUCUGAAAGUAUAGUACGAACAAACUUUGAUCCUCCUCAGUGGAUUGGCUUUUAGGGAUUUCUGCAGCCCUCCAACGCCGCAGGCGUAGAGACGAAGUGGUGUCGCGAGCUGACUGAGUGAGUAAUUUACUCUCCUUUUUCUCUCAAAUUAACACUAAUGUCACGGCGAGAAGACCGUAGCUCGGAGUCUAAGCGCCGCCGUUCGCGGUUUGACCGUGAGCCCAGCCCCAAGAGAUCUCGGAGGGAUGGUAAACCAGAAACUGAAAGGUCCGCGGCGCAGGCGGAGCCGGAUAAAGAUCGACUGGACCGGGAUCAUAAGCACCGUCGUCGGCUCCAGGACCACUUGCCUCUUGAGGCCCCAGUUUACCACGAUCCGAAGGUUGAAUCUGGAACCUUGGGCAAGGAAUCUGAAAACAGAAAUGAGGGACCGUCCGGUCCAACUAAAGUACCUCAGUCCCGAUCGUACUUUGAGCACGAUGACCGAGGUAGUGCUGGGCGAGAUGGGAGAAGCUUCAGUCGCAGGACAGAGAAUGAACGUGGAUGGUGGAGAGAUCCUAAGGAGCAGGAAAAUGACACGGCAAUAGACAAAACUGUACCAAGAGCCACACAUCAGAAGGAUGAGAAAGGUAAAGAUAGCAGGGAAGACAAUCAUGUCUGGCGCCAUGAUGGGUACUUUGAAAUGGAAGCAAAUCCAAAACCUACCGUACGGAAAAGGCCUUCCUUUAGAGAGCAAAAGAUCCCUGCUGAUCCUGAGAAAACCAACAAAGCAUCAACUGCUCCUGGGACAACCAACAAUCAAGAUCAUGCUUUAGAAAGUGGAAGACGUGAUGAGAGAGAGCAUGCCUCCCGCCAUUCUGACAAACCUGAGAGACCAUUUGCAGGGGACAGGGAGUUGAACAGGGCUCAAUCUUGGAGGGGCAAUUUUUCAUCCAGAGAUAGGUCUGGUGCAAACGGUAGAUACAGAGGCAGAGAUAGGUUUAUGCCCAGGCAAAGCUAUCGGCCAACUGGCGGCCGUGUUGAGAAAUGGAAGCAUGAUCUUUACACUGAGGCCAACAGGAGUCCUUCCCCAAAGAAUGAAGAAGAUCAGAUUUCAAAAAUUGAAGCUCUCCUGGCUUCAUAAAUGUUCUGAAUUUGGUACAUUUCCCCUUAUGCUGCUACGCACCCUCUCCCCUUUUCCUUCCCAGAAGCUUACUUCUGAGCAGUAGUUUGGUGAAGAACUAAGUAGCUUUUUGCAGAUCUGCUUUGCAUUGUGGAUGAUAUGCUCCAUUUGUGUAUCAAACAAUUAGUCUUUUUUUGUAAUUGGCUUUGUUGCCGUCUAUGAUGUAGGCGGCUUUACAAUUGCACAAAACAUCAUGCUUCUAACACAAAAAGUAUGUUACUCCCA
Messenger RNA from Sesamum indicum (sesame), 1386 nucleotides. RefSeq names its product cyclin-like protein. NCBI's taxonomy places the organism in Eukaryota, Viridiplantae, Streptophyta, Magnoliopsida, Lamiales, Pedaliaceae. Gene Ontology annotation, molecular function: mRNA binding. Gene Ontology annotation, cellular component: exon-exon junction complex. Gene Ontology annotation, biological process: mRNA processing. The record is from RefSeq and is a predicted model, not a curated record.